This is a messenger RNA of Elephantulus edwardii (Cape elephant shrew), 1683 nucleotides long. RefSeq names its product interferon (alpha, beta and omega) receptor 2 (gene IFNAR2). The record is from RefSeq and is a predicted model, not a curated record. The transcript has 9 exons. Gene Ontology annotation, molecular function: protein binding; interleukin-22 receptor activity. Lineage: Eukaryota; Metazoa; Chordata; Mammalia; Macroscelidea; Macroscelididae.
AUGCUUUUAGGCCAGAAUGCCUCUUAAUUUGCAUCCCUGGGGUAAGUGCUACUUUUGUGUCGAGGGGACCACAGACUGAUGUCCCUGACUGAAGGACCAUUUGUCAUCGACUCAGCUCUGACUCAUGGCCGCCCCAGGAACACAGAACAAACAUUGCCUAGAACGCUUGCAGUUGUCCAGCCUAGCACUAACUUCGUGAUCGCUGUGUACAUUGGCCUCGUGAUUGGUACAUCAUACAGUUUUCGUGAUUUAGCACGCGAGCCUUGUAUUUUCAGAAUGACGCAGCGAAAUUUCCAGUCAGUCUUGUCAUGGGAAUUUAAAAACCAUUCGAUUGUACCAACUCACUAUUCAUUAUGGUACACAGUCAUGAGUAAAAAGGAAGACAUGAAGGUUGUUGAGGACUGCACAAAUAUCACAAGACCGUUUUGCAACCUGACGAAUUUGUGGACCAGCACUGGUGAGACCUAUGUCCCCAAAGUCGUGGCGUUCAGAGGGAACUCUGCUCUGCUCAGCUGCAUGGGCAGUUUCUUCUUGGCCAUGAACACAAUGACUUUGGACCCACCGGACUUUGAGAUUCUUGGCUUUACAGACCACAUUAAUGUGACAAUGAAAUUUCCGUUCCCCAUUCCUGAAAAAAUCAGUGUGGGAAACGUACAGCGUUAUUUGUCACUCACCAUUGAGCAAAAGUCAGAGGCAAUUGUGAAAAAGCAUGAGGUCAAGAUAAAUGGAAACAUGUCUGAAAGUUUCAGUUAUGUCAUUGAGAAGUUAAUUCCAAACACCAACCACUGUGUGUCUGUUUAUUUUGAGCUUCAGAACCUAGGAAAAAUAGUAAGAUCUCCUUUAAAGUGCAUCCUUCUUCCUGGCCAGCCAUCAGAGUCGUCAGAGUCUGCCUAUAUAGGAGGAAUAAUCAGUGUGUUUUUAAUAGUAGUCUUCUUCGUAAGCAGCAUAAUAAUAAUGAAAAGGAUUGGUUAUAUAUGCUUAAAGAAACAUUUUCCCGCUGCUUUGAAUUUUUACAAGUGGCCAGCCUGCAUAAUUCUUGAGCCACAGCGGUCGGAAGCAGUGGACACCGUGGAGGUCAUUUGUAUCAAACGAAAGAAGAAAGUGUGGAACUACAGCUACGGUGAUGACAGUGACAGCGAGGACGAAGCAGCCCUGAGGAUGUGCCCGGGUGGCUACACCACGCGCGGACUGAUCGCCAAGCCCCUGCUUCAGGCCUCCACGAACUCUUCCACUGUUGAAGGGUCCCUAGACUCAGAUCCAGAGCUGGACAACCCAGACCUGCUGGAGGUUGAGGCUGAGGCCUCGUUGGAGUUAGGACCCAGCCCUGGGCAGUCGGAAUAUGUGAGUGAAGCCUACAAAGGGAGAGAGAGUGUGUCCCAGGACCCCAUCCCCAAGGAGGACAGCAUCUCCGAGGGGUCUGGGGACAGAGUAGCCUUCAAUGUAGAUUUAAACUCUGUGUUUAUGAGGGUUCUCGAUGAUGAUGGUGACACAGACAGUCCAGAAGAGACGGUCGAUCUCGAGGAGGACAGUGACCAGGAUUGUCUCCUUUUCACUGAGCCGGGGACGCUGCCACCUGACGCCAGCUCCUCAGGACAAUGCUGGUGGUCCGAAGACACACCUUCCGAGAAAAGCAACACCUCGGAGUCGGACGUUGACCUUGGGGAUGGUUACAUAAUGAGAUGA